Molecule: messenger RNA, 1044 nt
Organism: Harpegnathos saltator (Jerdon's jumping ant)
Lineage: Eukaryota; Metazoa; Arthropoda; Insecta; Hymenoptera; Formicidae
Product: fidgetin-like protein 1
Exons: 1
Coding region: 1-1044 (347 amino acids)
Molecular function (GO): ATP binding; ATP hydrolysis activity
Source: RefSeq, a predicted model, not a curated record
AUGUCUUCGCGGGGUGUCGCUGCCGAUUCCACCGAAGAUGUGGCUAUUUCGGUAUACCAUCGCGCGACCGAGGACUUUGUGCGUGCGUACAAUCGGGAGGCCCGACUGAUACUCGAGUUGAAACGCACCGAUAACGGGGCAGCCGCGGACAGACACGUGGCCCUCGGUACCUUGGUAGCGCAAUACGCCGCGUGCUACGACCGCUUCAUCGUCGAUCAGACGGAUCGACAAUUUCUGCGCAGCGAAGUGGUCGCUCGAUGCAUGCAAGCGCUGUCGUUGCGAUCUAUGCAAUUGAGCGGUUUCGCCGACUUGGCGGUGUCGCUCGGCACCGUACGAAACAUUCACGCCGACAUCGAACGAGCGCGACGCCGUUUGGACGACGCACGGGACAGCGAUGCCGCGGCGGGUGACGAUUCCGCGGACGACGGCGAUCCGCGUACGCGCACCGACGGGCUGUACGAGUAUAUUGCGCACGAGAGUUUGAAAGUGUCGCUCAACGAUUUGCCCGAGGACCAGCACGCGCAAUUGCUCACCGCGUACUUUGUCAUCAGCGGUAGUAACGGCGCCGUGACGGCCGGUGACGACGACGACGUUGCCGCUGCUAAACGAGCUAGCGCGCGAGCGGGCGCCAAUGUCAUUCUAUACGGGCCGCCCGGCACCGGUAAAACGGCAGCAGCACGCGCGAUCGCGCGCUCGCUCGGUCUCGAUCUAGCGUUUGUCAAUGCGGAAAAUUUACUGUCGGCGCAUCGCAGCGAGACCGAGAAGAAUCUGCGCGCGUUGUAUCGAAAGAUGCGCGCUCUCGUUCGCGUCACCGGACGCAACGUGGUGAUGCUGCUGGACGAAGUGGACGGCUUGGUGAAGAAUCGCAGUAACGCCAGUGUCACGAGCGGCGAGUACAGUCUUCUCACGCGAUUUCUCAUGAUUCUUGAACCGAACGACAGCACGGACAACUACGGAAUGUUUAGCAUAUUCACGACCAAUCGACUGAGCAAUCUGGACGAUGCGUUUCGCCGUCGGUGCGCCACCGUGUUUAUGGCUACGUGA